CUUGAUUUAGAGUUGAACUGAUCACCAAUCAGCUUGUGGAUUGAUGAUCAGCUGGUUUGGCUGCAGUCUGUUGAGACUAACCUGACCUCGUGACCAGAUGAUCUUUGUUGUACGUAACGGCGUCACGCUGUGGCCCCGCCCUCUCAUCCUCCUCAGCCUAUGGAGGAUUUAAUUGUUUUCUCCUCCCCUCUGCGUCCAUUAUCACGCUGAGGAACCGAGGUACCGCAGCGGGACACCGCGACAACACCAGGCCGAGCGAGAGGGCCGGACCGCCGGGGAGGAGCGGAGAAUGAGAGCCGCCACCGGGACGGAGAACCGACCGGAGCCGCCGCCGCUCAGGUUCCCCGGAGAAGGUGACAUGACUGCGGAAUAAACAGGCGAGAGGACGUCGCUGCGCCUGUCGCGGCUCUGUCAGGAUGCCUGGGCCGCCCGCCGGGGCCGGGACCGGGGCCGGGGCUGGGGCGGAGCUGCCGGACCUGAGCCACCUGACAGAGGAGGAGCGGAGCAUCAUCCUGUCAGUGAUGGAGAGGCAGAAGAAAGAGGAGGAGAAGGAGCAGAGCAUGCUAAAAGACCAGGAGGAAGUGAAACCUCCAUUUGCCUCGUGGAAUCUGUUCUCGGGGUUGACUCAGUUGGUCAAUAACGUUCUGCAGGUUAAAAGUCCAACAGACGACGAGUCACAGACGAAGUUACAUCAGCAGUUUGAGCUCUAUAAGGACCAGGUGAAGAAGCUGGGGGAAGAGUCUCAGGUCGCUCAGUCGGUUAGGGCGGAGUCUCCAACCUGUGGCGUCUGUCGAAAGACCAAGUUUGCCGACGGCUGCGGGCGCGCCUGCUGCUACUGUCAGAGCCGCUUCUGUGCCCGCUGCGGGGGGCGCGUCCCUCUGAGAGCCAACAAGGUGAUGUGGGUCUGUAAUGUGUGCAGGAGGAAGCAGGAGAUUCUCACUCAGUCGGGGGAGUUUUACUCCUUCGAUCACAGCUCACACGGGGUUCCAUACCCACUCAUGCAGGGGCCAUCAGGAGCCGUGGGGCCCUUGAGCAACGGAGCCACUGAGCGGAAGCCGAGCCCCUUGGGGUCAUAUUAUGAUGGUGGGGAGGUCAGGAUGCCUCGCUCACCCUCUGACCAUGGUCUGGACCCUCGCGCUCGCUCACCACACAACAACCACGGUAACAGGGAGGAGGAGCUUCGGGGCCGGAGGCGACCGAUCAAAGACGCUCGAGGUCGCUGGCACUCGCAGGACCACCCUCUGGACCAGGUUCAGGACGAGCAAGAUUGGAGGCGGCGGCAGGAGGAGGAGUUUCAGGCUCGUUACCGUAGCGACCCAAACCUUGCUCGUUACCCGGUGAAGCCACAGCCAAGCGAGGAGACCAUGAGGAUGUUGGCUCAGGUCGGCAGGGUUCGCCACCAACGCCGCCACAGUGAUGUCUCCCUGGCAACAGCCGAGCCUGUCCACCUAACCCUGAGACAUACAGCUCUCCAUCAGAAUCGGGUUCAGGGAUUGGCUGGAUCUGGGGGCCAGAGGUCAUUGUCUGUGGACCGGGUAGCCAGUCACCUUAGCCCAACAUCUCCACGCCACAGCCCGUUACCUCAGCAACACCUGGACCCAAGCGCCGCCUUGAAGAGGAAGCCAACCUAUGAGAGUGCACCACAGAGGAUCCGGUUGGGGAAAAUGCAUGUGAUUGGUAGCUUCAGCAGCUCAGAGGAGGAGUUAGUGACUACACCUGAGUACACCAGCUGUGACGAGCCCGACAGAGACAUGGAUGGCCAAUGGUGGGAUCAUGGGACCUGGCACAGCGAAGCAGCGCCCAUGUCUAUGCAACCAGUCACAUGGCAACCAUCCAAGGAUGGAGAGCGUCUGAUUGGUCGAAUUCUGUUGAAUAAGAGGAUGAAGGAUGGGACGGUUCCUGCUGAUACAGGAGCACUGCUGGGACUAAAGGUGGUUGGGGGAAAGAUGACCGAGUCUGGUCGCCUCUGUGCAUUCAUCACUAAGGUGAAGAGAGGAAGUCUGGCUGACACGGUGGGACAUCUGAGACCAGGUGAUCAGGUUCUGGAGUGGAACGGUCGGGUUCUCCAGGGGGCCACAUUCAGUGAAGUUUACAAUAUCAUCCUGGAAUCCAAACCAGAACCACAGGUUGAGCUGGUAGUGUCCCGACCAAUCAGAGAUGUUUCCAGAGUGACAGACAGCGCCCACAGCCAGCUGGACUCUAGUUCCAGUUCCUUCGACUCUCAGAAAGUUGGGCCAUCCAUCUCCGUCACGUCUCCUGUGAGCCCCAGCAUUUUGUCCGGACAGGUCUCUACUGCGAACAGGCGUCCUCUGGUUCCCAGAAUACAGCUGAAGCUGUGGUACGAUAAAGUUGGUCAUCAGCUGAUCGUAACUGUUCUCGGAGCCAAAGAACUUCCUGUCCGAGACGACGGCCGACCGAGGAACCCUUAUGUCAAGAUCUACUUCUUGCCAGACAGAAGUGAUAAGAGUAAGCGGAGAACAAAGACAGUGAAGAAGUCGGUGGAACCUCGGUGGAACCAGACCUUCAUGUACUCUCCAGUUCACCGACGGGAGUUCAGAGAACGAAUGUUGGAACUGACGGUUUGGGAUCAGGCCCGAGUCCGAGAGGAGGAGAGCCAAUUCUUAGGAGAGGUCCUGAUAGAGUUGGACUCGGCUCUGUUGGACGAUCAGCCUCACUGGUACAAACUGCAGCUUCAUGAUGUUUCCUCUGUGCCAUUACCCAAUGCCUCCCCCUACCUGCAGAGGAGAGGACUGCAGCCUGAAGACAUGCUGAGCAGCAGGAGGCUACACAGGUCUCAGAGGAUCAGUGACAGCGAGUUUUCAGAUUACGAUUGUGAAGACGGCAUCGGGGUGAUCUCAGACUACAGGCAGAAUGGGCGGGACUUCCAUAGCUCCACCCUUUCAGUGCCGGAGCAGGUAAUGUCGUCCAAUCACUGCUCUCGAUCCGACCUCGUCAGGAUGAGGUCACGGUCGCCAAGCCAACCACCUCCUCAGAGUCAGGACUUCAUUCCUGACUUCCCCUACGAACCUGAUGCCUAUGAUGAAGAACUCCUCAGGUACAGUCGUCAGAUGGACCGGCAGGAUUAUUACAGUCGCUCUCGGUCAGCUGACCAACGAGCGAUGACCUACCGCCCUGGCUACACACGCUCCCACUCCACGGACAGAGCAGACUCCUCCCACCUGAGCUCCAGACGCUCUGCCCCCCCCUCACCUGCCCCUACCAGGACAAAUGCACGAGGCGGAUCAACUCAGACCAGUCCAUCAGGAACGCCAGUCUGUGGCCGCCGAGGACGCCAGCUGCCCGUCAUCCCACCUAAAGGAGCUGGGGACAGAAAUGGAGAACCCUCUGACUGUGUGCAGACAGCCACACCCACCACAGGAGUGUCAACUGCAACUGCUCCGCCCAUGUAUCACCAGACCCCUCCCCCUUUCCACAAACAAGCCCCUCCCCUUGUCAAUCAUCAACCGCCACCUCUUAUACAAAUCCAAGCCCCGCCUCCUCCUAUAAGCACCCAAACCUACCCUCCUCCUGCACCUGCAACCACACCUGCACCUGCAACCAUACCUGCACCUGCACCUACACCUGCAACCAUACCUGCACCUGCACCUACACCUGCAACCAUACCUGGACCUGCACCUGCACCAAUAUCCACACCCACACCUUCCCAAACAGUGUCCCAACCUCCACCCCAAGCCCAGGCACCUAUUCAAGUCCCGCCCCCAGCCCCAGCACCUAUUCAAGUCCCGCCCCCAGCCCCAGCACCUAUUCAAGUCCCACCCCCAGCCUCGGCACCUAUUCAAGUCCCGCCCCCAGCCUCGGCACCUAUUCAAGUAACGCUCCCAGCACCUAUUCAAGUCCCGCCCCCAGCCUCUACAGUCCAUUCACAGCCACCUCCUGAACAUGCCCCUCCUCCUGCUCCAACACCUACCCCUUCACCUACCCCUUCACCUGCCCCUUCGCCUGCCCCCUCACCUGCCCAGCCUCCACAGACUCCAGAACCAGACAGACGCUCCGCAACACCUGGAGGGACUAGGAAAGGUGUGAUGAAGGAUCCGUCAAAGAUGAGGGACAGUCUGUCUUUCAAGUCAUCAGACAGUGAUGUCAGCGAUGUGUCAGCCAUGUCUACUGAAGUCAGAUCUGUCAGCAGGAUCAGUCAGGUGGAGGCUCUGCAGGGCCAAUCGGUGGAGGUGGGGUCGGGGUCAGAGGGAACACAGGAAGUAGUGGGGGCAGCUGAGGGUGGAGCUGUUUUGCAAAAGAGUGAAUCAGUGGAGGAAGGAGAGGAGUCGGAGCCUGAACCUGCAAAGGCAGCAGCGGCACCUGGAGCUCCCAUCACAAAGUCAUCGAGUGUUGGAGGAGAAAUUUGUUCAUUAGGGCGAAAUGACGAUGACGAUGACGACAAAAAACGACGCUCAAGCUUUGGAGCAAAGAUGAUGGGAAUGGUCGGACUGGGAAAGAAGAGUCAGAGUGCCUCACAGCUCAACCCUGAGGAGGAGGAGAAGAAGAAGAAAGUGGUGAGACUUCCUGUCCAGAGGAGUGUAGAAACCGGUCUGGCUGUCGAGUUUAAAUCUCGUUUCACCCGACAGCUGAGCCGUGACCCAGACGCCGAGGAUCCCAAACCUGGAGCUCUGAUAUUUCCAGGAGUGAAGUUGGCAUCAGACAAACAGUUCACUGGUUUCCUGGAGGGAUUAGGCCCCGCCCAGCUGGCUGGACGGCAGACUCUGGCCACACCCCCUAUGGGUGACAUCCAAAUUGGGAUGGUUUACAGGAAGGAGCGUCUAGACGUGGAGGUGAUCCGAGCACGAGGGCUGGUGGGAAAACAAGGCAACAAGAACACUCCAGCUCCAUAUGUGAAGGUGUACCUGAUGGAUAAUGGAAAGUGUGUGUUGAAGAGAAGAACUCGUUUGGCGAGAAAAACACUCGACCCUCUUUAUCAGCAACAGCUGCAGUUUGAGGAAAACCCAGAAGGAAAAGUUUUGCAGAUCAUCGUGUGGGGCGACUACGGUCGGAUGGAUCAUAAAUCCUUUAUGGGCGCUGCUCAGAUCUUAUUGGACGAUUUAGACUUGUCAAACAUGGUGAUUGGCUGGUUUAAACUGUUUCCUGCCACCUCAUUGGUGGACCCUGCUUUGGCCCCACUGACCAAUAAGGAGACAGAGGGCAGCAAGUCCUAGCGCCAGGGGCUCACACCAACAUUAUCGCCAUAGCAAUGAGCCUGGAGUGUACAGGAGGGGACACACUGCUGGGUGGAGCCUAAAACAGUCCCAUGAUCCUCCUCUGCUGCUGCAUGCUGCAUGAUGACACCACAACAGUGAUGUCACGGGGAGGAAGAGCAAGGCUCCGCCCCCUGAUGCUCAAUGAGGAAGUGACUCUGAGUGAAGGUGGAGCAACACAGCAAAGGAUGCCGAGAAAAGAAAAGACAAGAGGCCAUGUGACCUGCAGCUACCAGCCAAUCACAGCAGCUCCUCAGGAGUCACGUGACUGUUAGAGGCAUGUCCAGAGUCAUAGACCGAUUUCUGUGACCACACAGAAACAUGGCGGUCUGGAGACAUUAUGUUUUUGCAUGGAACAUUAGAACAUAAGAACAACUGUUAAAGAACAUGACAAAUAAAGUUAUUCUCAUUGCAGAAAAAUGUG
Molecule: messenger RNA, 5631 nt
Organism: Acanthopagrus latus (yellowfin seabream)
Lineage: Eukaryota; Metazoa; Chordata; Actinopteri; Spariformes; Sparidae
Product: regulating synaptic membrane exocytosis protein 2-like
Exons: 36
Coding region: 417-5168 (1583 amino acids)
Biological process (GO): calcium ion-regulated exocytosis of neurotransmitter; regulation of membrane potential; intracellular protein transport
Cellular component (GO): cytoskeleton of presynaptic active zone; presynaptic membrane
Molecular function (GO): transmembrane transporter binding; small GTPase binding
Source: RefSeq, a predicted model, not a curated record